Molecule: messenger RNA, 930 nt
Organism: Penicillium lagena
Lineage: Eukaryota; Fungi; Ascomycota; Eurotiomycetes; Eurotiales; Aspergillaceae
Exons: 4
Coding region: 1-930 (309 amino acids)
Source: RefSeq, a predicted model, not a curated record
AUGCCUGGACUCAUCUCUUCAACGCAUCAGUUCCUGUGCCCUGCUAGGCCUAGGUUCACAGACAAAGACAUGCCCGAUAUGACAAACAAAGUGGUCAUCGUCACUGGCUCUAACACUGGCCUUGGAAAGGAGAUCGCGCAGAUUCUCUUUUCCAAGAAUGCCAUCGUUUAUAUGAUGGCGCGCUCAGAGUCCAAGACUAUGGAUGCUAUCAAGGCUAUCCGAGAGGUGGUUCCCGGAUCACAAGGUUCCCUUCACUUCAUCCGCCUCGAUCUUUCCGACCUCUCCAGCAUUAAGUCGUCUGUCGAUACCUUCCUUGGCCAAGAAUCCAAGCUUCACGUGCUCUACAACAACGCAGGUGUGGGAUUCCCAGAGAAGGGAUCGAAGACGAAGCAAGGAUACGAGCUCUGUUUUGGUGUCAACUGCCUCGGUCCCUUCCUGCUCACGCGACUCCUCAUGCCCACUCUUGUCUCUACAGCUGAGGGUUCUAUCCCCGGCUCCAUCCGCAUCGUCUGGGUGUCUUCCUCUGCCGCGGAGUCUCUCAGCCCGGAAAACUAUGUGGCACGCAUAUCUCGCCUCGAUGAAAUGAGCCAGCUCGAUCAGUAUAGCUUUAGCAAGCUAGGCAACUACCUGCAGGGUGUUGAGUGUGCAGCCCGCCACAAGGCAGAUAACGUUCUCUCUGUCUCACUCAAUCCUGGUGCAUUAGACAUGUUGCAUCCACCGGUCUUUGGAGCGUAUACAAACUUAUUUGCUGGCUUUUCAUCCGAUGUUACCCUAGACAGGUCGGGAAGCUAUAUUGCUCCAUGGGGUAAGCUCUGGACAGUAUCGAAAAACAUGACAGAUGCCGGAAAGACUCAGGCCGAAGGUGGCACGGCUAUCGCACGAGACUUUUGGGAAUGGACCGAAGCCCAGGUGAAGCCUUAUCUUUCAUAG